Molecule: messenger RNA, 1813 nt
Organism: Lolium rigidum
Lineage: Eukaryota; Viridiplantae; Streptophyta; Magnoliopsida; Poales; Poaceae
Exons: 12
Coding region: 1-1599 (532 amino acids)
Cellular component (GO): plastid
Source: RefSeq, a predicted model, not a curated record
AUGGGCACCCCCUCGUACCGGCUCGCGGCGGCGGUCAGGGCCCCCUCCACGGGCGAGUUCCUCGUCGUCCGGCAGCUGCCCCCGCCGUCCCCGCCAUCCACCGCGCCAGGGGAGGAGGAGUACCGGCGGUACGUCGACAGCGACCUCUACGACCUCCCGUCCGCACCCCUGCGGCGCCUAGCGGCGGCUGAGGAGCCGGCCCAGUCGGGCGUGACCGUCGGCGGCGCGGAGGAUGGCCGCCUCGACCUCUCGCGCUUUGACAUCCCCGCCGCUCUCGACCAGAUUCUGAACCAAUUGGGCUUGACGAGUGCAAUGUGCGGGGAGUGGCGGCUCCUGAAGUACGCUGAGGAACCGGAAUUCGGCCCGGACGCAGGUGUCAACACGGUGCUCAUCGCUGGGUCUCUGGAGUCGAAACCGGAGGUGUUGCAAGAUUCCUGUAAGUGGAUGUCCAAAGAGGGAGCCUGGGAACUGCUGUCUGGAGUGAAGCCCGGCGGUACUCGAAUCGGGCCGUAUGUGUACAUUGGGUUCCCAAAGUCAGAGCUGUCCUCAAAUUGCAUCGCUGCCUCUGCAUUGGCUUCCCAGGAAUACCCUCCUGGAUUGACGCUUGUACCGAUGAAGAGUAGGACCUUGUCGCCUUUCCGUACGACUAAUCUCGUGGUAGUACAAGCAAACGGUGGUGCAUGUGGAUCGAAGCGUUCUGAUUUUUUUGCUUGUGGUGAUGCUCUACUGAUAGAUCCUGGAUGUUGCUCUCAGGUUCAUACAGAGCUUGCAGAUCUUGUCAAUUCCCUUCCAAAGAAGUUAGUGGUGCUUGUUACACACCAUCAUAACGAUCAUAUCGAUGGUCUUUCGGUUGUUCAGAGAUGCAAUCCUGAUGCUGUUCUUUUGACACACCAAAACACUAUGAAGCGAAUAGGGAAAGGGAAUUGGUCAAGUGGCUAUACUGCAGUGACUGGAGGUGAAAACAUAUGUAUAGGUGACCAAGAACUACAAGUUGUUUUUGCUCCUGGUCAUACAGAUGGUCAUAUGGGUGUUCUCCAUGUCAAUACUAAUGCACUAAUUGUUGGAGAUCAUUGUGUAGGGCAUGGAAGUGCAACAUUGGACAGUAGAGCUGGUGGCAACAUGAAGGACUAUUUCCAAACCACAUACAAAUUCUUGGAUAUGUCCCCACACGUGUUAGUUCCAAUGCAUGGAAGAGUCAACCUAUGGCCUAAGCAUAUGCUUUGUGGAUACCUCAGGAAUCGAAGGGCUAGAGAAGCCUCUAUGCUGCAAUCCAUAGAGAAUGGGGCUCAAACUCUGUUUGACAUAGUUUCAAGGACUUAUUGUGAUGUAGACAGGAAAUUAUGGAUUCCUGCUUCCUUUAAUGUCCGCCUUCAUGUUGAACAUUUGAACUCUCAACAUAAACUUCCUAAGUACUUCUCAAUGGAGAAGUUUCAGUCGAGCUACGGAAUACAUUUCUUUUGCCGGUGGGCGGUGGCGUAUGCGCUAUCCAGGACCUCGCCAGCCAUCCUUGCGGGGAGUGCCCUCGCCGGUGGUUUGGUGGUUGCUUAUGCUCUCGGGAGGAACACCGGUAACCAGCCCCAGGAUUCUGCAAGGCGGUAAUCCCUGUCCCACACACGUAUCUGUCCUCAAUUCGUGUUGCUUGCUUACCGAGUCAAAUUGUAAACUCCUAUAAUUAUCCAAACUGCAUUGGUGAACUUUACUCCAUCUGUACACAAGAGAAGGUCAUGUUCUACGUUGUGUUCUUUCUAAGUUAUACUACUUUUGACCAAGAUGCCACUUGCAUAUGGGUCGAAUACAGAAUCUUUUUCGUGAA